Messenger RNA from Mytilus trossulus (common blue mussel), 955 nucleotides. Its product is annotated as complement factor B-like. The coding region runs from base 131 to 688 and encodes 185 amino acids. NCBI's taxonomy places the organism in Eukaryota, Metazoa, Mollusca, Bivalvia, Mytilida, Mytilidae. The record is from RefSeq and is a predicted model, not a curated record. The transcript is spliced from 4 exons.
CGACGACUGUGCCCCGACUCCUUGUUUAAAUGGUGGUGAAUGCUUAGACGGUGUAAACUCUUUCACUUGUUCUUGUGCUGCAGGAUAUGAAGGGGAUACCUGUAGUCAAAUUCUUUGUACAGUUUCUGGAAUGGUGCCGUUUGCAACAGGACCUACCGACGGAAGCUACAAUCACAUGGAUAAUAUAAUUUACUCUUGUAACCGUGGAUAUGAAGUUCAAUCUGGAAACCUGGAACGUUCAUGUCAAGCUGACGGAACAUGGAGCGGAAGUACUCCGGUUUGUGUGGGGGUUAAGUGUCAAGACCCAGAAAAUGGGCAGUUUACAGAAGAACAAACGUCAUCUGGCUAUAGCUUUCCGGAUACGGUAACAUACUCUUGUAUAUUUGGAUAUGAAGUACAGUCUGGUGAUCUCGAACGUUCAUGCCAAGCUGAUGGAACAUGGAGUGGAAAUGCUCCAGUGUGUAAAAUGACCGUAGACUAUUUUUGUGAGGCUCUUUUGGAAACAUUGGAAAGCAAAGGAAAAUCCAAGGAGAGAUCGGCCGAAAAUCCUGAUGAAAGCUCUGAGAUUGAUACCCGGGGAAAAGGUAAAGCCAAUGGCAAAUGGAAAGGAAAUUGGAAGAAAGGAAGAAGAUGUGGUUACUAUAAAGCACUCGAAGCUUUGAUAGCAGAAACAUGCCUACUGUCAUAAGGCUCAGCUCCUGUCGAACCCAAUUUUGUGUAUAACUUACUUACUUGUUACUAUUCAAAAGCUUUACGAUUGAAAAAAGAAUUACGACAACACCCUAAUAUAUUAUUCUUCAUUGGUUUACAUUGAUGUACAUUAAAAAAUAUAUACCUGUAGAUUAUGAUACUUUUUACAUUGUCUAAAUUUCUCACGAAGUGUACCAACUGAAUUGUAGUGGUUAUAAAAACAUGUUUAUCUAUCAAUAAAUUAAUAUCAUGUUGAACGGGUUGA